Molecule: messenger RNA, 2242 nt
Organism: Zingiber officinale
Lineage: Eukaryota; Viridiplantae; Streptophyta; Magnoliopsida; Zingiberales; Zingiberaceae
Product: tubby-like F-box protein 8
Exons: 7
Coding region: 254-1558 (434 amino acids)
Molecular function (GO): protein binding
Source: RefSeq, a predicted model, not a curated record
UGGCCUCUCCUGUCUCCACCCGACUCUGGGUCGGAUUUAAACGGGGCAUUCAAUUUCGUCUGCGGCGUCGGCCUUUGUCCUCCAGUGGGAUACGAAGGCGAGCGGGAGCACGGGAGGAGAGGUGGAUAUGGCUGAUGGGAAAUCCGGCCGGGCGGUUCCGUAGUGCGAUUGUGGCAGUCGAUUGCCGUGCGGUGUUCUUGCUUCCUCUAAGGGUGUAUUUUUUACCCGAUUUUUCUAGUUCGAGUUACCCAAGAUGUCCUUCCGUAGUAUAGUUCGUGAUGUAAGAGAUAGUAUCGGGAGCCUGUCAAGGCGAAGUUUUGAAGUGAAACUUGGGAGUCUUUCAGUACAUCUCAAGGGAAAGUCUCAAGGCUUCGUAGCUGAGCCAUAUGAUCCACCUCCUGUUAUUCAAUUGAGUUGCUGGGCUAGCCUUCCACCAGAGCUACUCCGGGAUGUGAUCAAAAGAUUAGAGGCUAGUGAAAGCACCUGGCCAUCCCGAAAGCAUGUUGUUGCUUGUGCAUCUGUGUGCAAAGCUUGGAGGGAGAUGUGCAAAGAGAUAGUAAGAAAUCCAGAGUUUUGUGGGAAGAUAACUUUUCCAAUCUCAUUGAAACAGCCUGGCCACAGAGAUGGACUGGUUCAGUGUUUCAUCAAGAGGGACAAAUCCAAAUUAACUUACCAUCUUUAUCUUUGUCUUAGUCCUGCUGUGAUUGUAGAGAACGGGAAAUUCCUUCUCUCAGCAAAAAGGAUUCGUAGGACAGCUUGUACUGAAUAUGUCAUUUCGAUGAAUGCCGAACACAUAUCGAGAUCAACCAACACCUACAUUGGGAAGUUAAGGUCUAAUUUUCUUGGCACAAAGUUCAUAAUCUAUGACACUCAGCUUCCAUACAACGGAGCUGCUAUUUGCCCACCUGGACGAACAAGCCGUAGGUUUUACUCAAAGAAAGUCUCCCCUAAGGUCCCAUCUGGCAGCUACAACAUAGCUCAGGUGUCAUAUGAGCUAAAUGUGCUUGGCACACGAGGACCUCGUCGAAUGCAUUGUGUUAUGCACUCUAUUCCUGCUUCAGCCCUUGAGCCUGGUGGCACAGUUCCGGGCCAACCGGACAACCUUGUUUCACGUUCACUGGAGGAGUCCUUCCGCAGCAUAUCUUUCUCCAAGUCCAUGAUGGACCAUUCCAUGGACUUCAGCAGUGCUCGCUUUUCUGAUAUCAUCGGUGGAACUCAAGAUGGCGAUGAGAACAUCGAGACCAAGGAAAGACCGCUAGUUCUUUGUAACAAACCCCCUAGAUGGCAUGAACAAUUGCAGUGCUGGUGCCUGAAUUUUCGAGGCCGGGUCACUGUUGCUUCCGUAAAGAACUUUCAGCUCAUUGCCGCAACACAACCUUCUGCAGCUGCAACUACAACAUCACAGCCAGCACCCCCCACAGAGCAUGAUAAGAUCAUACUGCAGUUUGGCAAGGUUGCAAAGGACAUGUUCACGAUGGAUUACCGAUACCCCCUCUCAGCAUUCCAAGCUUUCGCUAUCUGUUUGAGUAGCUUCGACACCAAGUUGGCUUGCGAAUAAACAAAUUUAAAAUUCACUCUAUUGUCAGUUCAUGGUUAUCAAUGUACAACUCCUGUCCUUCGACUCGUAGCUCAGAAGCAUAUGCCUCUUUUACGGCUGAUCAGGUGAAGAGGAACCAAAGCGCUUACAAAUUUUAAAGCGAGCCACUUUGGGUUCAUAACGUCAAGUUACCGCCAAUCAGAUUUACUUGGCUUUUCAUAACAGAAGGGAGAAUAAAGCAAAAGGAAGAACAAAGUCCUGUGACCAAAGGAGGAGGAAGGUAAAGACCAAAGAGCACAGCUGGUAAGCACCCAAUGCGAAUAGUUUGCUAAGCUAUGUUAUUAUAGAGCAAAGUUGCACCUUUGUAGAGAGUUUACUUGGAAAGACAGAUCUGAAGAGAGGACAGAAUCAGGGACUUGCUCUUCUUUAGGUUAACAGAUUUGAUGGUUUGGAAAAUACUAGUGUUUUUUUACAAGGACAACUGGAAAGAAAGUGAAGUGGAAGAUAGCUUGGUGCAGUGCAUAGGCUAUAAUGGUGCAAUAGUUCCUUGUCCCUUCCAAAUGGAACGAAUAUUACCUGUGCUCCAAAUUUAUCCAGUAAGCAAACCAAAAGGAAGGCGGUCUAUCUCUAGAAUUACUCGGGCGAUACAAUCGUGCUGUUUAAUUAAGUAAAUUUGACAAGUUUGGUGACAAGAAUAAUUUAUAC